AUGGUAAGAAUCGUACUUGCUGGUGGCGCCGGAAAUGUUGGACGGGAAGUUUUGGAGGCACUUCUAGCGGAGGGUAAACAUGAGAUCAAGGUAGUUUCCCGAAAAAAUGUUCCUGACUUGACGACCCAAGGAAUCACAGUAGACAUCGUAGAUUAUCUAGACAAGAAAGCACUUGUAGAUGCGCUCGAAGGAGUUGAUACUGUUCUCUCAUUCAUCGUUACCAUCAACGAUCCAGAUAAUCAAGCUCAAAAGACUCUGAUUGAUGCAUGUAUCGAAGCUCGCGUUGGUCGUUUUGCCCCAAGUGAGUGGGCUACAAGAAGUCAUUGCGAAUUCCCUGCAUAUGAGGGGAAAGCUCGAGUAUAUGAUCAUGUCCAAGAGAUAAAUAAGGAGAGAAAGGUCUUGGAAUUUACUUUAUUUCAGUGUGGAGUGUUCUUGAAUUACUUCAGUUACCCGCAUCCCUCCGCAAGAUUCAUGCAAAUCUUUCCAAUGCCGAUAGAUGUUGAGAACUGCAGAGCUAUCAUCCGAAAAGAUACAAAGGCCUAA
Messenger RNA from Botrytis porri, 543 nucleotides. RefSeq lists its product as uncharacterized. Lineage: Eukaryota; Fungi; Ascomycota; Leotiomycetes; Helotiales; Sclerotiniaceae. The coding region runs from base 1 to 543 and encodes 180 amino acids. The record is from RefSeq and is a predicted model, not a curated record. The transcript is spliced from 4 exons.